GAGAUCAACGUCCCCUUCCUUUCCUCUUGAGUCUCUUCGCUCCCCAAACACUGCUAUAAGCUAGAGGGAGAGAGAAGACAGAGGUGUUCGUCCUCGUCGCUAUAAGUACACAGACGUAACACAUGGCUUCUUCUCGUUCUUGGGUGGGUCUCGCUUUGGUGGCCUUCGUGGCUAUCUUUCUCGGCAUCCUCCUCCCCGCCGCACAAGCCCAGGCUCCAGCUCCGGCUCCGGCUCCGGCCCCCACGAGCGAUGGAACGUCGAUCGACCAAGGCGUUGCCUACGCGCUGAUGAUGGUGGCGUUGGCCGUCACCUACCUGAUUCAUGCUGCGGAUGCAUCCUCCACAUGGGGGCUCUUCUAAGAUCUCCAUGGAGUGGAUGAGGGCGUAGUGAGGCUUGAUGGAUCUUGCUUGUCUAAAAUUGUAUUGUGGUGCAGAGUGUAGUUGGAUCGGUAUUCGCUGGUCGUAGAUUUGAAGGAUUCUUUGCCGCUGCUUUGUCGUAAUUCCUUCUCUGUGCUUUAGUAUAUUCUUAUCGCCUCGAUGCUUGUUCUUGAGAA
This is a messenger RNA of Musa acuminata AAA Group (dessert banana), 553 nucleotides long. RefSeq names its product arabinogalactan protein 41-like. The record is from RefSeq and is a predicted model, not a curated record. Lineage: Eukaryota; Viridiplantae; Streptophyta; Magnoliopsida; Zingiberales; Musaceae. The coding region runs from base 123 to 359 and encodes 78 amino acids. The transcript has 2 exons.